Messenger RNA from Wallemia ichthyophaga EXF-994, 2520 nucleotides. Its product is annotated as ATP-dependent RNA helicase chl1. Gene Ontology annotation, cellular component: nucleus. Gene Ontology annotation, molecular function: ATP binding; DNA binding; DNA helicase activity. The record is from RefSeq and is a predicted model, not a curated record. Bases 1 to 2520 code for a protein of 839 amino acids. Gene Ontology annotation, biological process: nucleobase-containing compound metabolic process; establishment of sister chromatid cohesion. The transcript is spliced from 11 exons. NCBI's taxonomy places the organism in Eukaryota, Fungi, Basidiomycota, Wallemiomycetes, Wallemiales, Wallemiaceae.
AUGAGCGCUUGCUACGACGCGUGCGAGAACUCAUCCGUCGCAGUACUCGAAUCACCUACAGGUACCGGUAAAUCGCUCAGCUUGUUAGUUGGAUGCCUGACUUGGCUAAGGGAUUAUUCUAUACGCUCGAGGGACUCUACAAUUGAUCGUUUGAGAGAGGAUUUGCUGGCUAAGAAAGGCAACAAGCCUGCUUGGGUCAUUGAACACUCUCUCAAACUCAAGCGAGAAGAUUUGGACAACGAAUUGAGGCUUAUGGAUGAAAGACUUGCUGCUGUCAGGGAAAAAGAGCAGCUACUGCGCAAACAUACUGUUAAAUACGAUGACGACAACGCACGCAAGAAGAUUAGAAUUGACUACGACGAUGCAGCUGAUGACGACCAUUUUCUGCCAGACGAAAACUGCCAAUCCGAAAAUGACGACAUCAAUGCCGACGCGAAGGCAAUGCUUGAUGAAUUCGAUCUCAACUCCUCCAAAUUACACUCUUCCAAGCAAAACCAAAAUCAAAACCGCUCCAAGUACAUGGAAGCAGCAGAACUGCAAGAGCAAGAAGUGGACAGAACAAAGAUCUUCUUCGCAUCGCGCACCCACUCCCAAUUAUCUCAGUUCAUCUCCGAGAUAAGCAAGACAUCAUAUCAAGAGAACGCGCGGGUGAUAUCGCUAGCAUCGCGCAAGAAUCUCUGCAUAAACAGCAAGGCAAGGAAUGCACCGGGCGGGGACGCUGGACUUAAUGAGCGAUGUCGCGAGCUCAGGACUGCGCCUGCAUCGAGUGAAAAAAGGUGUGAGUUCUAUCCUAAGAUAGAUGAGCAAGGGAGACUGCUCGAGUUCCGCGAUCACGCUCUAUCUUCUAUACGCAAUGUAGAGGAUCUCGAGGAGCUUGGUAAGACACUGCACGUCUGUCCAUACUACGGGUCGAGGAGAGCAAUCAAGCAGUCAGAGAUAUGUACUCUGCCUUACAACCUCCUUCUUUCCAAAAGAGCGCGGGAGUCCCUGGGUAUAUCAUUGAAAAACCACAUAGUCGUGAUAGAUGAAGCACACAACCUUAUCGACACAAUACUCGCAGUACAUUCAUGCAGCGUCACAAUGCGUACGCUCAAUGCAGCAAUCAAUGCACUGUCCACAUACAUGCAGCGCUACGGCAAGCGUCUCAGCGGCCAGCACCUGGUAUCGCUCAAGUUGUUUGCCAAAACACUUAAGGGCCUGAUAGUGUUUUGCGACAAGAUGAAAGCGCAGCGCGAGACGCAAAAAGCAACGCCGAGGCAAAAAAACGACAAGCAGCCACAUCCACAGACACAGACACAGGAAGAAAUAUUCCAACCCAAAGACGUCGUCGAAGGGUUCGGCGAGGAUGUCAAUCUCGGUAGUGUAGAAGCUUACUUGCGCGAUUCGCAUAUGUCUCAGAAGCUGGGAGCAUUCGCCGAGAGGGAAGCUAAGCAAGACAGCCUAAGAAAGCCCUACAACAAAGAUAGUAAAGACAGCACAAGCACUGAUAACGUCAGCUUCGCAUCUGCAAGUUCGAUGCAUCACGUGCAGAGUCUGCUACUCGCUCUCGCCUAUCCGGACAGUGAUGGGCGAGUAGUGGUAACGUUCGAAGCGGACACCGUGCGACUCAGCUACCAGCUUUUGAAUGGUGCUGAGCAUUUCAGGAGCAUACUUGAUGAAUCACGCGCUGUUAUACUCGCUGGUGGUACUAUGCAUCCCAUAACUGACUUUAAGACAUUCCUCAUGCCUUCACUGCCCCCGUCCCGGUUCACCAGCCUCAGCUGCGCUCAUGUCAUACCUCCUUCUCACCUCCUCGCUACAGCUCUAAGCAAGGGUCCUAGUGGCCUAGAUAUGGAUUUCAGAUACGAGGCGCGAUCUAAACCGGAGCUGAUGAAUGAGCUGGGAAUGAUCGUGCAGAAUCUAAUCAAUUUAGUUCCAGAUGGGCUCGUUAUCUUCUUCCCUUCGUAUGGAUACCUCAAUUCUGUCGAAGCUCAUUGGAAGAAGAGCGGUGUGAUAGGACGUAUUGAACAGAAAAAGAAGCUCUUCCGUGAACCUAAAGAAGCGGCGGAUGUGCAGAUCACUUUGGAUAAAUAUACACAGGGUAUUCAAUGCAAAACUGGUAAAAUUACUGGAUCCGUCCUCUUCGCUGUUGUAGGCGCGAAGCUUUCUGAAGGUAUCAAUUUCUCGGAUAACCUCGCACGCUGUGUCGUCAUGGUUGGCCUCCCAUUCCCCUCACCUUCACCUGCAUUAGAGGAGCGAAAGAAUUACGUUCGAAGCUUCACUAAAUCAUCACAACACGAUGCGGGGAAUGAAUUGGUAAUGAAUCAGUGCAUGAGAUCCGUCAAUCAAUCAAUUGGUAGAGCUAUUCGACACCAGAAUGACUGGGCGGGUUUAGUGCUAAUCGAUAAACGAUUUGGUACCUCGCAAAUUCAAAACAAGCUACCAGGUUGGAUCAACAAAAGUAUGACAGUAUCCCAAACAUUUCCACAAGCCAUUAAGAACAUAGCACCAUUCUACGCACGUAAGAAAAAAGCUAUAUAA